Messenger RNA from Chlorocebus sabaeus (green monkey), 1675 nucleotides. NCBI's taxonomy places the organism in Eukaryota, Metazoa, Chordata, Mammalia, Primates, Cercopithecidae. The record is from RefSeq and is a predicted model, not a curated record.
UCUGCGGAGCCAGGAGGGGAAGCGAUGGCUGGGCCCGGGUGGAUCUCCAAGGUCUGUCUGCUGCUGGGGGUAUUCCACAACCCAAAACAGGUGACUAGAGGUUUUACUGAUGUUGUUCAGCCAGUGACUUUAAUUCCAGGAGAUGGUAUUGCCCCAGAAAUUUCAGCUCCAGUUAUGAAGAUUUUUGAUACUGCCUAAGCACCUAUUCAGUGGGAGGAGUGGAACGUCACUGCCAUUCAAGGACCUGGAGGAAAGUGGACGAUCCCUUCGGAGGCUAAAGAGUCCAUGGAUAAGAACAAGAUGGGCUUGAAAGGCCCUUUGAAGACCCCAAUAGCAGCCGGUCACCCAUCUAUGAAUUUGCCGCUGCGCAAAACAUUUGAGCUUUACACAAAUGUCCGACCAUGUGUCUCUAUCGAAGGCUAUAAAACCCCUUACACCGAUGUAAAUAUUGUGACCAUUCGAGAAAACACAGAAAGAGAAUACAGUGGAAUUGAGCAUGUGAUCAUUGAUGGAGUUGUGCAGAGUAUCAAGCUCAUCACCGAGGGGGCGAGCAAGCCCAUUGCUGAGUUUGCCUUUGAGUAUGCCCGGAACAACCGCAGGAACAACGUCACGGCAGUGCACAAAGCCAACAUCAUGCGGAUGUUAGAUGGGCUUUUUCUACAAAAAUGCAGGGAAGUUGCAGAAAACUGUAAAGAUAUUAAAUUUAAUGAGAUGUACCUUGAUACAGUAUGUUUGAAUAUGGUACAAUAUCCUUCCCAAUUUGAUGUUCUUGUUAUGCCAAAUUUGUAUGGAGACAUCCUUAGUGACCUGUGUGCAGGAUUGAUUGGAGGUCUUGGUGUGACACCAAGUGGCAACAGUGGAGCCAAUGGGGUUGCAAUUUUUGAGUCGAUUCAUGGGACGACUCUAGACAUUGCAGGCAAGGACAUGGCGAAUCCCACAGGCCUCCUGCUCGGUGCCGUGAUGAUGUUGCGCCACAUGGGACUUUUUGACCAUGCUGCAAGAAUUGAGGCCGCGUGUUUUGCUACGAUUAAGGAUGGAAAGAGCUUGACAAAAGAUUUGGGAGGCAAUGCAAAAUGCUCAGACUUCACAGAGGAAAUCUGUCGCCGAGUAAAAGAUUUAGAUUAACGCUUCUACAACUGGUAUUUGCAUCAGUCACUCUAAAUGGACCCCACAUAAACCUCUGUUUAGAAUACCUACCUAUGUAUGCUUUGGUUUACUUGUUUCUUGACAAUACAUUUUUAGAUCUGGCCUUUUCUUAACAAAAUCUGUGCAAAAGAUGCAGGUGGAUGUCCCUAGGUCUGUUUUCAAAGAACUUUCUCCAAGUGCUUAUUUUGUUUAUUAAGUGUCUACCUGGUAAAUGUUUUUUUUUGUAAACUCUGAGUGGACUGUAUCAUUUGCUAUUCUAAACCAUCUUACACUUAAGUUAAAAUAGUUUCUCUUCAGCUGUAAAUAUCAGGACACAGAAUUAACAAGAGAAAAUGUCAAAUUUUUAAAGAAAAACCUUGUUUUCUUUGGUUUUUGAAAAACAUAAUGGAAAUAAAACAGGAUAUUGAUAUAAUGGCACAAAAUGACACUCUUAUAAAACUAAAUGGGCACAAGAGAAAUUUCCUGGGAAAGUUCACAUCAAAAAGAGUGAAUGUGGUAUAUUUCUAAAUGAAAUGGAAAAUAGAGACAG